AGGACAUGAAGGUUCUCACUUGAAGUCCAUACCUCUCUCUGUAUCAUUGUAACCAGUAUGAUGGUUUACUUGUCAAAUACACAACCUUUACGUCUUCUUCUUCUUCUUCUUUAUUUUCCUUGUCUUUCAAAGUGUUCGACAGCCCAAACACGCGAGGAGUCCAACGGUGCGCCCCAUACCUUCUCCACUUGGUCGGCUAGUCUACCUAGUUUUCCAGCCGAUAUUGGUUGAUCAGCGUCCCUCUCUCAUUGCCUUUCGCUAGGGACGAAAUACUGCGUACGGACUGGUACUCCGCAUUACAUAUCCGUAAGCCUUGGCUGACCCUUCACCACGGGGGUAAACGGGGUUGUCGUCCGAAGUAGCUUUCAAUGGCUCCCUCCAGUGCUACAUGAUAGCAUCGUGGGCUACCAUCCUGCCCGUGGGAACCGCGAUUGGCGUGGGCCCGUCUCUGUCUGCUCGAGGCAUGAUACUGUACAUCAGUCACUACCUAGACAAUCCCAGCUCGUCACUGUCCGAUUACACGCCACAUCCCACAUUAACACCCCGCAUCACUUCACAGCUCGCACCGACGCGCGCUGUGCUCUAUGUGGUGACCGCCAUCUCUGCCUACCAGACAACUCUGCAGGCUGCUUAUGCGCGACCUCCUCGAAACGGCAAAGCUCCGAUUCCCUGCUACUGCUUCUGCUUUUGCGAGCCCCCGCCACAGCGGACUUGAGAGAAUCGCCCUCGCAGAACAAACGCCGCUUCGUCCCCGAGGCCUCAAUCGGGGCCUC
Molecule: messenger RNA, 773 nt
Organism: Colletotrichum godetiae
Lineage: Eukaryota; Fungi; Ascomycota; Sordariomycetes; Glomerellales; Glomerellaceae
Exons: 1
Coding region: 389-715 (108 amino acids)
Source: RefSeq, a predicted model, not a curated record